Chara braunii is the source of this 6794-nucleotide messenger RNA. The record is from the annotation of a GenBank genome assembly. NCBI's taxonomy places the organism in Eukaryota, Viridiplantae, Streptophyta, Charophyceae, Charales, Characeae.
GGGGGGUUCUCUGACAAGGGCAUACGUUGUUGGGAGAAGAUGCCACCGCUCCAAAAAAAAAAAAAAAAAAAAAAAAAAAGGAAGAUGCCACCGACGUUGUGCGAGAGCCCUCAUAUUUGGGAGACGACUCCCGCCUCUCCUUUCCCUCUGUUUGUCGCAGAGAAUCAGCGCUCACUUGAUAGCCCGCACAUCACGGGCCGCCUAAUAUCCUACUCCGAAGUGUGAGGGCUUCCACCAAAGAGAGAGAGAGAGAGAGAGAGAGGCGCGUGUCUUGCCCACAUGCCAUGAUGGAAGCGAGGUCCGUGGUGAGGUGGGUAACGUGGUGGGUAACAUUUUUUGUCGUUUUCAGUCUGUAAGCGUGGCAGUGCGCAGUCGCGCGCGCGGGGUAGGCGGGGGGAGUAGGGUCGUCGGCACCGCAAAUAGCGCGACUGUCGUCGCAAAGAGGUCUGCCGGGAGACUGCUAUGGCGGACGUCGAGCGGCGUGGGUGUCGUGAUAAUGCUGAUGGGACCCAACGCCGCGACGCCAUCUCCGCGGCACCGCCGACAUGCGCACCGCCCGAGACGAUGACGGGACAGUGGGGGACGAAUAGGGGAGAACGAGCAGGGGGAGGGGAAAAGAGGGAAGCGGGGAUAUCCGAGAGUACGCAGGGGAAAGACGUGCAUACUAAGAUCUGUCACCGCGAGACGUGCUGGGAUAACUUUUGCUCCUCCCUGUCGAAGAAAUGGCUGCGUUCUUGUCUUCAAAUUGUGGCGUUGGUGUUAGCCUUGGCAGUUAUACUCUACCUCCUAGCCGUUGGGCACGGUGUUAUUUCCUUAGUCUGGAGCUCACCGGGAGCAAGGAGGGAUCAUCCAUGGUUGUGUUGGAUGUGCAAACGUGCUGUCUCUGCAGCAGAGCAUAUGGCAAGUUGCGGAGGAGGUGAGGCGACUCCACCUCUCACUCCCCAAGAUUCGGUCGCCUUGCUAGCGGCCUCCUACACAUCUGGGGAGGAUGCGCAUGUCGCAAGUCCUCGGUAUAAUUACGAGGAUUAUGCUGUCCACUUGGUUCCACCGCUGGACCAACCGCUCCACGUGCAACGAUCUACCGCAUGCACGGUUUCAUCACCAUCGGCAAUCGAUUCGGCAGCUUCGCUGCUAUCUAUCGCCAGGGAUUCAUCGUCGUGGUCAAGACUUGAGGUGCUCGACCCACUGACGUUCACGGACUUCCAGUGGAUGCCCGUUCCCCCGACCGGACGAUUGCCGAAACCGCAUUGCAAUGUGCUCAUGGCACAACUGCUAGAUUACUUGCACACUGCAGUACCCACUCCGUUGAUGGACGCCGAAGUAGAGGUUGUCGACCUUCACGCCUACAUUGCGAAGAUCGACCGCGAGUUCAAGGUGCAACGGUACGAUGACAUCAACGCACCAUUGCUAUACGUACGCAUUCAGAUCGGAGAGGCGACCUGCAGCGCCUUGAUCGAUUGCGGAGCUACUCGCAACUACAUCAGCCAGGGCUUCAUGGUCCGCGCCGGCCUUGGCCCACGCGUCCGGAGGAAGUCCCAGCCUACGCAAGUCACUUUGGCGGACGGUCGCACGCACAAGUCAAUCGACCGGUGCAUCGACGACGUCCCAGUGUACUUUGCCCCUCACGCAAGUGAGGCGGUGUCCUUCGACAUUCUGGACAUCAACUUCAACAUGAUCUUGGGCAUGUCAUGGCUGCGAAGCGAGGAUCACCCGGUGAACUUCUUCCACCGCACCGUUCACAUUCGUGAUCGGAAUGGAGUAUUAGUUCCAUGCACGGUACCUCUUCCUCAUCCUUCGAUCAGCUGCCACGUGGUAUCUGCCGCAAGCAUGCGAGCAUCCAUCAUCAGAGACGACAUCGAGGAGAUGGGGGUGUGUUUUCUCCACGCCCUCCCGCCCCGAGACGCUUCAUCGACGGACUCAUCUUCGGAUCCACGCAUCACCGAACUUCUCGACGCCUACAGCGACGUGUUCGAAGGCCCGAAUGGAGUAGUACCGGAUCGACCCAUCCGCCACGAGAUCAUCCUCGAGGACGAGGCCGUGCCUCUGCGCGGUUGCAUCUACCGAAUGAGCGAGGAAGAGUUAAGUGUGCUCCGUGCACAACUCGACGAUCUUCUAGAGAAAGGCUGGAUUCGGCCUAGCUCAUCGCCAUACGGUGCUCCUGUUCUCUUCGUCCGGAAGAAGAACAAGGACCUGCGGUUGCGCAUCGAUUAUCGCAAGCUCAACGCGCAGACGAUCAGGAACGCCGGCCCUCUGCCACGCAUCGACGAUCUUCUCGAGCGACUGGGCGGCGCCAAGUUCUUCUCCAAGCUCGAUCUCAAGUCGGGAUAUCACCAACUCGAGAUUCGCAAGGAGGAUCGCUACAAGACCGCGUUAUGGGCAUUUCGAAUGGCUGGUCAUGCCAUUUGGCCUUACGAAUGCCCCAGCCACUUUCCAAGCGGCUAUGACAACGGAGUUCCGACACAUGCUCGAUCGUUACGUACUUAUCUACCUCGACGACAUCCUGGUAUACACCGGAGUUUGGAGGAGCAUGUGGAACACCUGCGCACCGUUUUGGAGCGGCUACGUCAAGCCAAGUACAAAGCCAACCGCGACAAGUGCGAAUUCGCGCGGCAGGAGCUGGAGUACUUGGGACACUAUGUGACACCGCAAGGCAUCCGUCCGCUUGUAGACAAGAUCGAGGCCCUACGAGUAUGGCCCGAGCCCACCAACACCACGGACGUUCGUUCAUUCAUGGGGUUGACGGGCUACUAUCAGCGAUUCAUCACCGGAUACUCGAGGAUUGCUGGACCUAUGACGAGGUUACAGUCGCCAAAGGUGCCAUUCGUAUUCGAUGACGACGCGCGCCGGUCAUUCCAAGCACUUAAGACGGCUAUGCUUAUGGCACCCGUCCUUAGCAUCUAUGACCCCACCCUGCCAACGAGAGUGACUACGGACGCUUCCGGCUACGGCAUUGGGGCAGUCUUGGAACAGCACGACGGCGACAACUGGCACCCUGUGGAGUAUUUCAGCCACAAAGUGCCUCGCAUCAACUCGCUUGAUGAUGCAAGGAAGAAGGAGCUACUCGCGUUCGUCAUGGCUCUCAAGCGAUGGCGGCACUUCCUCCUUGGGUGUCGUAGGUUCACAUGGAUUACGGACAACAAUCCAUUGACCUACUACAAGACGCAGGAUACGGUGAGCAGCACGAUCGGACGAUGGAUGUACUUCAUCAACCAAUUUGACUUCACACCGAAACAUCUACCCGGCCUCUCAAAUCGCGCAACAGAUGCACUCUCGCGAAUACCCGAUCUUUGCGCUAUGACACAUCAUGCCUUCGCAUUCGACGAGGAGCUUCAGCGACACUUCAUCCGGGCAUAUGAGUCUGAUCCGGACUUCGCCAYGYUGUACGCACARCUAUCUUCGGAUCACCCGCYGGCCARCCACCAUCGCAUCGCCGACGGAUACUUGCUCCUCCACUCGAGAGGCAAGGACUUAUUGUGUGUCCCACGCGAUCGUCGUCUUCGGACUCGCCUCCUCGGCGAGUAUCAUGAUUCACGACUCGCCGACCAUUUCGGAGUCAACCGCACUAUUGCAAGGCUUCGACAGCGAUUCCGAUGGCCCGACCUCAUUACCGAUGUCACUCGGUAUUGCGACUCGUGCAAAGUUUGCCGACGCAGCAAACCCCGCAACCGCAAUCCCUAUGGCGAGCUACACCCGAUGCCUAUCCCACGGGAACCCGGUCUCUCCAUUGCCAUGGACGUCACCGGUCCGUUUCCUCGCGACCAGCUCGGGCAUGACGGCAUCCUCACGGUUGUGGACCGAUUGAGUAAGUACGCGCGUUUUCUCCCUUGCAAGUACUACUCCACGGCUCCCAAGCUGGCACGCCUCCUGCACACUGGUUGGAUUUGUGGCCACGGUGUACCAGAAGACAUUGUCAGCGACCGCGACACUCGUUUCAUGUCGGCGUUUUGGACUGCUCUCAUGCAGGAGUCCGGCACAACAAUGAAACCAAGUCCGGCUCGGCAUCCUCAGACAGACGGGCAGACGGAGCGGGCACAUCAAACCGCUCAAAUGAUGCUUCGUACGCUCAUCCGUCCAGACCAGAAAGAUUGGGUUGACCGCCUCCCCGACAUCGAGUUCGCCUACAACACUUCGGUGCACCCGGCGAUCGGCGUGACUCCAUUCGAGUUGCACCACGGUGGACGGAAAGGCCGUAUCUUCGCCGACCUUCUCCUCCCUCGACCAGCCGACAUUGACGCUGCCUGCUCUCCCGCUUCCGUCCGGAAGUACAGAGAAUUGCUGACUCAAGCCCGCGCAAACAUGCAAAAGGCUCAAGUCCGCAUGCAGCAGCAAGCCAACAGGCGUCGCGUACCAUGUCCCAUCCGCGCCGGUGAUCUGGUUUGGGUCUCCGCGGAAGAGUUUGCACUGGAACAGGACGUUUCACGCAAACUGCUUCCCAAGUGGUUUGGACCUUGGUCUGUGACAGCAGCCGCGGGCGAUGAGCCCGAUGGCCCUUCAUUUGCGAUCAACAUUCCAGAGCAUCUGACGGUCCAUCCAGAGGCGUGGGAGAAGGAGCGGGGAAGGAGCGGGAGCGGGGCUAUGGCGCGGGAAGAGGAGCAGGAGGAGGGGGAGGAGGAACGGGGGGAAAGGCAGGAGAAGCAGCGGAAGGAGGACGAGCAGCAGGAGGAGCGUGAGGAGCAGCAACAGAGGAAGCGGGAGAAGGAGAGGGAGGAGGAGCGGGAGAAGGAGCGGGAGUGGGGCUAUGGCGGGAUCUUUGUCAUGUUGUUUGGUGGAGGAGCGGGAGGAGGAGGAGGAGCGGGAGGAGGAGCGGGAGCAGGAGUGGGAGGAGGGGGAGAAGGAGGGGGAGGGGAUUGGGGAUGGGGUUGCAUCUCACAGCCCCUUGCUCCAUACUCUCCUUCUCAUUUUGCACAUUCCAAGGCUGCUCAGUUCGAGCUCGGGAGGGGGAGCGGGAGGGGAAACGGGGAGGGGGUUAACGAACACACGGGAGCCGGAGGAGGGGGAGGAGAUAUAGGUGGAGGAGGAGAAGCGGGAGGAGCACGAGGAAGAGUGGGAGAAGGAGCGGCAGGAGGAACGGGGGGAAGAGCAGGGAAGCAGCGGGAGAAGGAGAAGCAGCAGGGGGGAGAGCCGGAGAAGGAGGAGGAGGAGGAGGAGAGGGAGGAGCAGCAGGAGAACGAGCAGGAGCGGGGCUAUGGCGGGAUCUUUGUCACGUUGUUUGGCGGAGGAGGAGUGGGAGGGGGAGGAGGAGGCCAACCUGAUGUUUGCGAGGGGAUUGUGCAGGAGUACGGUACCAUGUUCCUUGCAAUGGUCGCAAAUCGGCUCAUCCCAGCUGUGGAAGUAUGUUCAGCUCUGCGGUACUGUCCAGAAAGUGGGAACAGACCUAGUCCAUGCAAUUCUGUUGCAUUUUGGGAAAAGCGAUCUCUGUUCCUACAGAACAACUCUUAUCACAUUGCGCCAAACGAAAAGUGGAGCGAGCGCAUGCACACUAAAGGAGCUGAAGAUUCCCGAGAACUUCACCAUGACUGGUUAAUGGAGGCAGCACAAUUCAUGGGCGAAGAUAUUGACGGCAGAACUCGCUCAACAUCCGUUGACAUGAACUCUGAGGAGCUUGAGAAAGAGUCUUGGCAGUUGAUAUUGCCAGAAACUUCAGACGGACGCGAUGAAAUUGGUGGAAGGGGGGGUGUAGGUUCCUCCAGCAAAAGGAUUCUGAAUGAGCAGGCUUAUCGUGCUGCGGAUGUGGAUAUUGGGCACUUCCUCCAGAUAUCUGAUAUACACUUGGACACACAUUACAGCAUUGGGGCAGAGGUGAUGUGCGGGAAGCCCCUCUGUUGUCAGGAGGAGAACGGCCCAGGAAAGACUGCUUCACGCAGAGCGAAGAGGUUUGGUGAUUAUCACUGCGACUCGCCGAUGGCUCUGCUUGAUGCACUACUCAAAUAUGUUACAAUACCAGGAAACCUGCCUCCUUUGGACUUCAUUGUCUUCACAGGGGAUACACCACCACACUCAGUUUGGAAAGACUCGAGAGAAUCGACAGAGGAAGUGAUGAAAGUGGCCUAUGGUAUGCUGGCAUCUGCCUUCAAGAACAGUACACCGUUGUAUCCGGUGCUGGGCAAUCAUGCAUCUGUGCCAACUGAUGUGUUUCCACUUCCACCAAGCAAUAAAUGGCUGAUGGACCUGACUUGGGAGCUGUGGAAAGAAUGGCUGCCAGCGGAAUGUGAGAGCUCGGUUCGGAAGGCUGGUUACUACACUCUUCUGCAUAAUCCUAGCCUUCGCAUUGUCGGCCUAAACACACAGUACUGCGAUAUUCUGAACUUCUGGUUGUUGUCACACACAAAGGAACCUGAUCCAGCAGAUCAGUUUGCAUGGCUCUUUGACGUCCUUCAGUCUGCGGAAGAGCAGGGCGAGGCUGUAAUCAUUCUGGUGAGCAUAGCACAGCCAUUUCCUGCUGGGUUUGCUGAGCUUUUCUUUUCUUCCUGACGCCAGACUGGCUUGCUGAUUGCAUCCCUCUUAAACCGCUAGUACACAGCCCCAGCCUUGCAGAAAAGAAACUCAUCGCGUACUCCAAAAAGUUUGGGGCCUGUGCGCCAUUGAUAAAUUUCAUCAAUAGCCAGUGUCGCAUUUCGGGCCUCCGAAACUCGAAAGUGAGGGGCCCACGGCUGAUGUAAUGGCCAUGUACUGGUGGUUUGAUGGAUGGUGAUUGGACCAAAUGGCGUGGUACAGGGGGGGCUGAGAAGCGGUUAACAGAGCCCUAAGUUUUCAGGGUUUUUUCAGCGUUAUUAUAACAAAUGCCCCACACCUUC